This is a messenger RNA of Striga asiatica, 727 nucleotides long. Lineage: Eukaryota; Viridiplantae; Streptophyta; Magnoliopsida; Lamiales; Orobanchaceae. The record is from the annotation of a GenBank genome assembly.
UUAAAAUUCAACAUCUUCAAGGGCAUGAACUGCAAUUUAGAGAAGACGAAACAGAAACGAACGCAACACACCCGACUACCCGAGCAGGCGAGCACAGAAUAACAUCAACAGCAAGCUGAAGUUUGAAGUUAGAUGUGAACAAAAUCCUAAUAAUACUAAAACAGCAGAAAGGCAAUCGAAUCUGAUCUCUUGGAGCCCUUAAUUUUCUAUCUGGGAAUUUUCUUCAGGCCAACCAAUUACGUUUACGGAUCGGAAAUUAACCGAUCCUUCUUCCCGAUUUAAUUUCCGGCGGACGAUCGACGGCGGAGACCUCUCCGAAGACAUGUUCAAGAAUUUUUGGAGCUCUCAGGAGCAGCAAAAUCAGUCACGGCCACAGGAGGUGCCAACUGACUCAUGGUAUCCGCCUUCGGUUGUGAGUACCCCAAGCUCCUCACGCCCAGCAACACCUGGUGCGAACACGACUAGCAGUUUUGGCUCAUCGAGACCGAUCGAUCGGCCAAGCACUGUUCCUAAUGUUUCACCAGCUGAGGCAGCAAGCAUAAUUGCUGUCUUGAAAGAUAAGAGUGUUGAUGAGCUAAGAAAGUUGCUGUCUGACAAGGAGGCUUAUCAAAAUCUGUUACUUUCAGUUGAACCUGUCAAAACCCAGAACAGGGUAAGUUAUGAAUCUUCAACACCCCCUUCCUAUAUUUUAGAAAGGAACACUGACAAUUCUGUUUACCUGCUAUGA